CCCGAAGGCUGCAGCUUCUUCCCACGUUGAAGAAUAAUCCUAGAAAGCUCACGAAAAUGUGUGAUGCGUUUGUAGGUACCUGGAAACUUGUCUCCAGUGAAAACUUCGAUGAUUACAUGAAAGAAGUGGGAGUGGGCUUUGCCACCAGGAAAGUAGCUGGCAUGGCCAAACCCAACAUGAUCAUCAGUGUGGAUGGAGAUGUGAUCACCAUCAAGUCAGAAAGUACCUUUAAAAAUACCGAGAUUUCCUUCAAACUGGGCCAGGAAUUUGAUGAAGUCACUGCAGACGACAGGAAAGUCAAGAGCACCGUGAACUUGGAAGGAGGUGCCCUGGUCCAGGUGCAGAAGUGGGACGGGAAGUCGACCACCAUCAAGAGGAAGCGAGUGGACGACAAGCUGGUGGUGGAAUGUGUCAUGAAAGGCGUCACUUCUACCAGAAUUUACGAGAGAGCAUAAGCCAAGGGUCACUGAGCUGGACUGAAGUUUGCCUCGAACUCCGUGUCGUUCUGUUGGAUAUAUUGUCCAAACACGUCUUGUUAUUUCCCACUAACUAGCAAGCAACUAACUUACCCCCAAAUGGAUUUUAUUCUAUGCGGUCGUGUUGGUUAAAUAAAACUUUUUAGAGUUAGA
Molecule: messenger RNA, 629 nt
Organism: Pteropus alecto (black flying fox)
Lineage: Eukaryota; Metazoa; Chordata; Mammalia; Chiroptera; Pteropodidae
Product: fatty acid-binding protein, adipocyte
Exons: 4
Coding region: 57-455 (132 amino acids)
Biological process (GO): fatty acid transport
Cellular component (GO): cytosol; nucleus
Molecular function (GO): fatty acid binding
Source: RefSeq, a predicted model, not a curated record